Aspergillus puulaauensis is the source of this 1494-nucleotide messenger RNA. Its product is annotated as Zn(II)2Cys6 transcription factor. Gene Ontology annotation, biological process: positive regulation of transcription by RNA polymerase II. Gene Ontology annotation, cellular component: nucleus. The transcript is spliced from 4 exons. The record is from RefSeq and is a predicted model, not a curated record. Gene Ontology annotation, molecular function: zinc ion binding; transcription cis-regulatory region binding; DNA-binding transcription factor activity, RNA polymerase II-specific. NCBI's taxonomy places the organism in Eukaryota, Fungi, Ascomycota, Eurotiomycetes, Eurotiales, Aspergillaceae. Bases 1 to 1494 code for a protein of 497 amino acids.
AUGUCUGCGAGCAACCGGCCGCGUCGAGAUGGCCGAGGCUGCUUCCAAUGCUCCAAACGGCGCAUAGUUUGCGACGGGGGUGAACCGACCUGUCACAAAUGCCAGAAAAAGGGAAUCGAAUGCUCCGGUCCUGGGCGCUUUCGGUUCUACCAGGGAACCUCGAUACGCGGAUUAUCGCAACGGGGCACCGUUCCUGUAACGGCACCAGGUCCAUUGCCACAGCCACAGAGCAGUUGCACAGGCAAACAGCCGCCCUUAAAUAUUCGCUGGCAGUCAGAUCGACCGUCAGCCCGAGGGAAACGGAAGCAAUCAGCGCGACCCAAAGGGAAAACGGCUGAUGCAAACUCUCGAAACUCUCAGCAUUGUCCAAGUACGACAGACACUGCUGUCUGUGAUGAACGCCACCCUGCCAGAAGUUUUGGAGACAAUGUCUCUAGCCCUGCUUCUGCUAUAUCUUUAAAUGAGUGGUGUGAAACGCCCGGCAGCCAAGCUGACGACGAGACUGUCGAAGAAGUCGCCUCUAGUAAAGCCGUGCAAAUAUAUAGCCCAAACUCCAUAUCGCCAUGGAUUCCCCCGCUGAGUUCUGGAACUCGGAUGUUUCUUUCUCAUUUUGCUGACGAGGUCGCCCCGAUAAUGGUCGUCCUGGAUAAUAUCUCGAAUGGCUACCGGGAGAUUCUCCUACCUCUAGCUUGUCAAGACGAACUACUGCAGCAGUCCAUCUGUGCAGUUGCGGCACAGCAUUUGGCCCUUAGACACCCCUGUUUCAGACGUUCUGCAGAGUCUGGUCGCGCGGCCAUCAUAUCGCGGCUUCGACGUGAUGCCUUUCAAGAGCCAACGGAACGUCUGUUCAGCGCCUCCACAUGGGCCACUCUGAUUGUCUUGCUGGUUGGGGAGACUAUUACUGCAAGUCCUGACUACGCCCAUUUGCUGCAGAUGUUGUUCUGCAUGGCGGGAAAUACGCCCGAUAUGACGAUGAAUUCUGUCAACCAAUUCCUCACCCAGCAAACACACAUGUUUCAAUUCCUCGGACAGCCCUUUCUGGGCGAGAGCCAGGGCUUGGAUAUGCUGCAACUCCCUUUGGACCUCUUUCUCGACUGGACAUACUACGAUCUCCCGCCGGAAUCAACACAUACGCAGUCUCUUGGGAUUAUGCGCGAGGCGUUUAUCAAGGCGUCACAAAUAUAUAUCGGUCGGGCUACUCACAACGAAGACCAGUGGCAACACCUAGAGGAGUUGAAACAACUAGUAUCGCGCAUCCAUCCUGACGAGCAAGGGUCUCACGCCCUUGUCUGGGUAUGUUUCAUUGGAGCCGCCGAUAGCACGACGCCCGAGCACCGACAGUUCUUUUCCAGCCGGAUGGAGGCAGUAUUUCGCAAGACGGGAUUCCAAAAUGUUGCUGCUGCUAUCCAGUCAUUGCCAGCCAUAUGGUCGCAGAAGGAUUCCGGACGCUGGACAUCUCGUCUGAUCCGCACACUGCCGGCUUUGAUAAUGUGA